This is a messenger RNA of Auanema sp. JU1783, 489 nucleotides long. The record is from the annotation of a GenBank genome assembly. NCBI's taxonomy places the organism in Eukaryota, Metazoa, Nematoda, Chromadorea, Rhabditida, Rhabditidae.
AUGUUGGCUCGUACUGUUUCCCGUUUCGCCACUGUUGCUCGCAGAGGAUAUGCUGCUGCUGCUGCUCAGAAGCAAGCUUCCGAUGAUCUUCUUCUUACCUUCGCUUCUCCUGAUAGAGCUAUUUACAGUGGAGUAGCUGUCAAGCAAGUUGAUGUUCCAACUCUUGCCGGAGUUGUUGGUGUUUUAGCUCAUCACGUUCCAACCAUCGGAGUGCUCAAGCCUGGAGUAGUUCAAGUUACUGAAUUGGAUGGAUCCGUAAAGAAGGUCUUCGUUUCCUCUGGAACUCUCUCCAUGAACAUCGAUGGAACAUGCCAAGUUUUGGCUGAAGAAGUUGCUAACAUUGACGAAAUCGAUGAGUCUGCUGCUCGCAGAGAGCUUGAAGAGGCUCAACGCUCAAGCAAUGACGGAAGUGAAGUCGCCAAGGCUGAAGCCGCCAUCAGAAUCGAGGUUGCUGAAGCUCUUAUUAAGGCCGCCACGGGACAACAUUAA